AUGCUCAACGUUGGGAAAUAUGUACUGGCGGGUUUGGCGUUGGGAGGAGCACACGCUCGCAGUACUGAUAUUGCUUCAGUUGCAAAUGAGCGCAUGCAUGGCCAUGAAAGUUUCGUUGACAACGAUGGCCACGGUUUCCCAGACAGAGAGACGACCUGGAACACUUUUCAAAUCCAAGAAUUCGCAAAGAAGUACACCCUUGUGACUCCCACACUGCGCGGACAUCCACCCAGCCAUGUCCCACUAGAAAAGGAAGACUAUGCUGCGGCCGCCUAUGUUUCGGACAUGUUGGCGGUGAUUAAAGCGGUUGGCAAAGGCUCGGCUGUCAUUGUGGGACACGAUGUUGGAGGCCUUGUCGUGCAAAAGUUUGCUUCGGCGCAUUCGGACAUGUUGAAGGGCCUCGUUAUGGCCAUCCGAAAUGUUUCCGCUAUAGUGCAGCACAUCUUGAACGAAACAUACCGCGAUCGGAUUGCAGACUAUCUGCACAAAUCUCCUCUCUAUGGGAUGCUUGACUUUUACAACGAAAACUUUCCUGCACCUCCAUAUAGACAGAAUCUCAGUACUGAGGGCUUGACCCAAUCCGCCAUUAUCUGGGGAGAGCUCGAUCCAUAUUUUAGUCCGGCUAUGCUCAAUGGCCUCGAGGCUUGGUUUGACUAUGGAAUUAGAUUAGUCGUAACUCCAGGCGCCGGGCACUGGUCUUUCAGAGACAAGCCUACACGGUUGAACGCGGAGCUAAAGUCUUUUCUCGAUUUCCUUGAAUACUAG
Trichoderma aggressivum f. europaeum is the source of this 765-nucleotide messenger RNA. RefSeq lists its product as uncharacterized. Gene Ontology annotation, molecular function: hydrolase activity. The record is from RefSeq and is a predicted model, not a curated record. Bases 1 to 765 code for a protein of 254 amino acids. The transcript has 4 exons. NCBI's taxonomy places the organism in Eukaryota, Fungi, Ascomycota, Sordariomycetes, Hypocreales, Hypocreaceae.